Anoplopoma fimbria (sablefish) is the source of this 1200-nucleotide messenger RNA. It is a transcript of the gene lipt2, whose product is annotated as lipoyl(octanoyl) transferase 2. NCBI's taxonomy places the organism in Eukaryota, Metazoa, Chordata, Actinopteri, Perciformes, Anoplopomatidae. Gene Ontology annotation, biological process: protein lipoylation. Gene Ontology annotation, cellular component: mitochondrion. The record is from RefSeq and is a predicted model, not a curated record. The coding region runs from base 134 to 829 and encodes 231 amino acids. Gene Ontology annotation, molecular function: lipoyl(octanoyl) transferase activity. The transcript has 4 exons.
AGACUGACUCCACCGUAGAAGAAGAAAAGAGAAGAACAACAACAACAAUGGCGGAGAGGAGAGACACGUGCCGGUAGAGACGAGCUGACGGAGCCAGACAGGACCAUCAGUCCAAACCCAAGACCUCAGCUGGAUGCAGGGCGGCAGGCCGGCGGUGGAGGUGGUGCGUCUGGGCCUGGUCUCCUACCAGGAGGCUCUGCGGCUGCAGCAGGUCUACGUGAACCGGCACCGGUCCGGUCCGGCUCACGCCCUCCUGCUGUGUCAGCACCCUCCGGUCUACACCACAGGGAUCCGCCACAAACCCUACCCGGCCCUGCUGCUGGACCGCCUGCGCCUGCUGGGGGCCGACGUGCACCGCACCAACCGAGGAGGACUCAUCACCUUCCACGGACCGGGUCAGCUGGUCUGCUACCCGAUCCUCCACCUGGGCAGCUUCAAGAAGAGCGUCCGCUGGUACGUCGGUGAGCUGGAGAAGACCGUCAUCUCCGUCUGCAGCCGGUUUGGUAUCGAAGCGUCCUCGUCUCCUCACACCGGCGUCUGGGUCGGAGACAACAAGAUCUGUGCCGUCGGAAUCCACUGCGGUCGCUACGUCACGUCUCACGGCUUGGCUCUGAACUGUAACACCGACAUGUCGUGGUUCGGCCACGUGGUGCCGUGUGGCAUCGAGGGUAAAGGAGUGACGUCGCUGAGCGCCGAGCUGCAGAGAGACGUCAGCGUGGAGGAAACCGUCCCUCACCUGCUGGACGCCUUCAGGGAACACUUCAACUGUCAGCUGACGGACGGACGGACAGCUGACAGUGAGCUCGACAGCGGAGGAUCGUCAGCGUAGAAACUGACUUCAUGGAUCAGAACAUCUGUCUGAUCCACAUGUGCAGCCUGGCCGCUAAAGAGGCCCUCAACCUCCUUCGAAGUUAACAAUUUACCUUCAGAAGCCUCUGAAUUCAGAGCGCCAUACAUUUAAGGUUUAGAUUCAACUUUGUCUUUUUACCAUUAAAACCCAUCAUACAGACACCUCAUUGUAGUGCAAUCCUUUAGUCCAUCCAUGUUGUGUUUACAUGGAGUUCUGCUGUCGCCACGUCAAAACAGGAAAAUAAAAGAACCAAGGCCUGAAAGAGUCGUUUUGUCUUUAAAGUAUAAUAUAUGAUGUUAAACCAGGAGACAACAUGUGUUUCUUUAAAGUGAAGUCAAUGCUUCCUGCCU